AGAGCACAGGCGCCGGGGAACCCGGAAGUGCCCGUGCGGCGGAGCCGGAGCGGGGGAAGGUGGUGCCGGUGCGGGCUUCCCGCGUCCCGGCCGGCCCGGUGAGGGCGGGGGCACGGCGCCUCGGGGCCAGGGCCUCACACCCCUCGGAGGGGCAGUGCUUGCCCUGUAAUACAGAAAUCUUCCAGAAUGCUGGAGUCCUAUGUUACUCCUAUUCUGAUGAGUUAUGUGAAUCGCUACAUAAAGAAUCUGAAGCCUUCAGAUCUGCAGUUGUCACUCUGGGGAGGAGAUGUCGUACUUAGUAAACUUGAAUUAAAGCUAGAUGUGCUUGAACAGGAGCUGAAACUACCAUUUACCUUUUUAAGCGGGCAUAUUCACGAACUUCGAAUUCAUGUGCCAUGGACAAAAUUGGGAUCAGAGCCAGUUGUUAUCACCAUCAAUACAAUGGAAUGCAUCUUGAAAUUAAAGGAUGGGGCUCAGGAAGACCACGAAAGUUGUGGUUCCAGUUCAACAAACCGCAGCACCACGGAAAGCAUGAAAUCAGCAGUAAAACCACGACGAGUUCAGCAGUCAGCUUCUCCUGACUCUGAUUUACCCCCAGGUUAUGUUCAGAGUUUGAUCAGGCGUGUUGUAAACAAUGUUAACAUUGUGAUCAACAAUCUAAUAUUAAAAUAUGUGGAGGAUGAUAUUGUUCUCUCAGUGAAUAUUACUUCUGCAGAAUGCUAUACAGUGGAUGAGUUUUGGGAUCGAGCAUUUAUGGAUAUCUCUGCCACAGAUCUGGUACUGAGGAAGAUGAUCAAUUUUUCUGACUGCACAGUAUGUCUUGAUAAGAGAAAUGCCAGUGGUAAAAUUGAAUUUUACCAGGAACCUCUGCUGUACAAAUGUUCCUUCAGGACACGUCUGCAUUUUACUUACGAUAAUCUCAACUCCAAAAUGCCAUCUGUUAUUAAAAUUCACACAUUAGUUGAAAGUUUGAAACUUUCAAUCUCUGAUCAGCAGCUUCCUAUGUUUAUACGUAUAAUGCAACUUGGGAUUGCUCUUUAUUAUGGAGAAAUAGGAAACUUCAAAGAUGGGGAAAGUGAAGAUUUGAUUAGCCACACUAAAGAUAUGUUGGGAAAUAUCACAGGUGCGGAAGAUGAAACAAGCUCAGUAAUGCAAUAUCCUACGCAGUAUAUUAAUCAAGAUUCUUACUUACAUCAAGAUGAUGACCAGCAACAAGGAUGGGUUUCUUGGGCUUGGUCUUUUGUUCCUGCUAUUGUGAGUUAUGAUGAUGAAGAGAAUGAUUCUGGUGGAACUGAUGAUGGAACAAUGCUGCAUCAGCAGAAAUCUCAAUCCCUUAAGGAUCCUAUUGUUUCAGUUGGGUUUUAUUGUACAAAGGCAACAGUAACUUUUAAGCUCACUGAAAUGCAAGCUGAAAGUAGUUAUUACAGCCCUCAGAAGGUUAAAUCCAAAGAAGUUUUAUGCUGGGAACAAGAAGGAACCACAGUUGAGGUCCUUAUGAAAGGUGAACUUUUCUUUGAUUGCCAGAUAGGUUUUGUUGGUUGCCAAGCUAUGUGCCUUAAAGGAAUUAUGGGAAUUAAGGAUUUUGAAGAGAACAUGAAUAGGAGCGAUGAAGAGGCCUACUUCUUUAAUUGCGGAGAAAAUUUGAGUGCAAAAGGGAUGACGUACCUUACCAACUCACUAUUUGACUACAGAAGUCCAGAAAAUAAUGGUAUUCGUGCAGAAUUUAUAUUAGAUGCUGCUCAUCAUAAGGAGACCUACACAGAGAUAGCUGGAAUGCAGAGGUUUGGGGCUUUCUACAUGGAUUACUUGUACACAAUGGAAAGCACCAGUGGCAAAGUGUCUGGGAAUCAGCAAGACCUUUCUUCAGUAAAGAGUGAAGAUUUCGGAAAUGUUCAGGAGAUGUCUACAAAAUGCCUCAUUGUGGGCCCACUCCGUCUUCGACUGGAUAGCAGUGCUGUACAUCGGAUAAUGAAAAUGAUAGUUUGUGCUCUGGAACACGAAUAUGAGCCAUACAGCAGAACUAAGCCAGAUAUUGUGGAUGGAAAUAGAGCUAUGCCAAGUUCAGAAGAAGUAGCAUCAUUGGAGGAAUACAUUCCCACUCGACUUACAACUUUCACUGUUCUUAAGUGUACAGUUAUAAUCCCUGUAGCAGAAUUCAAUUUACUAGACCACUUGAUGCCAAUAAUCAUCGGUGAGAAGAAUGUAAGUGGCCAGUUAAAUGCUGCAAGCUUCCAGCCCCUGCGGCCUUUACCUUCCAUCCGAAUUUUUGUGGAUAAGGUUAACCUGGAGCACUCAGUGCCAAUGUAUGCCGAGCAAUUGGUGCAUAAGGUCAGCAGCCUCGGCCAACCGUCUGACAACCUGCUCCAUUGCUGUUACUCACACUGCUAUCUGAAGAUAUGUGGUUUUCAAGCAGCACUGACUUCUUUGGACAGUAAAGGAUUGUACUGCAUCCCUGUUCCAGUUAUUCCCUCAUUCAGUAUUGUGGUUUAUGGCAGGCUGGUCAAGUUUCCGAAAUAUUGGACCAAGCGAGCUCAUGUCCCACUAACAGAAUGCAUAUUUGAACUUCCUAAUUUGACAGUUCAAGCAACUAGAGCUCAAACCCUUCUGCUUCAAACUGUUUAUCAGAGCUGGUGUCAUCCUGUUGGAAACAUCAGUUCGGUGGUGGUAAAUGAAGCUUUACUGAGUGAGGUUUUCCAAACUUCAGGUGUGAAAUCUAAGAAUCCCCUGCCAACUCUUGAGGGCUCAAUCCAGAAUGUUGAAUUGAAGUACUGCGGCACAUCAUUGGUCAAAUGCGCCUCUGGGACCGUGGGAUCAAUAAAAAUUUGUGCCAAAGCCCCAGGUGAUGGUGGAAAAUGUAAGCUGAUUCCUUUAAUUCAAGGCCCUUCUGACACCAGAGACUUGCACAGCAGUAAAUGGCUCAAUGAGAGCAGAAAGCCAGAAUCUCUCUUAGCUCCAGAUUUGGUAGCCUUUACAAUCCAAAUUCCACAGGAUAUGGACUACUGCCAUAAUUCUGGUGCAGUGCUCUUGUCCAGUAUACAAGGAUUAGCAAUUAACAUCGAUCCAGUCUUGCAUAUUUGGCUUACCUACCAACCUCAGAAACGAGCUGGUAGACACACUCAGCAGCCUGUAGGAACUGUUCCUCUGGGUGUGUCAGUAACUCGGAAAAAAGAGGAUGAAGCAUCAGUUGGAAGUGCACCUUUGGCAAGGCAGCAGUCAAAUCAAGCCUCUGAAUAUGCCAGCAGUCCUGUCAAAACAAAAACAGUAACCGAAUCUCGUCCUUUGUCACUUCCUGUGAAAACCAUGCUGAACUCAUCUGAAAGCUGCAGAAGUCCUGAAGAAAGAAUGAAGGAAUUUAUUGGAAUAGUGUGGAAUGCAGUUAAGUGCCUUACACUUCAGCUUGAAGUACAAUCUUGUUGUGUGUUCCUUCCGAAUGAUAGUCUGCCUUCCCCAAGUACAAUUGUAUCGGGUGACAUUCCUGGGACUGUGCGAAGCUGGUACCAUGGGCAGACCAGUAUGCCUGGCACACUUGUCGUCUGUUUGCCCCAGAUAAAGAUUAUGAGUGCUGGACACAAACACAUGGAACCAUUGCAGGAAAUCCCGUUUGUUGUACUGAGACCAAUCGUGGAAGAAGGUGAUGCUUUUCCAUGGACUAUUAGUCUGCAUCAUUUCAGUAUAUAUACUCUUCUUGGGCAACAGAUGACACUUAAUUUAGUGGAACCAAUGGGCUGUACUUCUACUUUAGCUGUCACUUCACAGAAACUGCUUGCUUCGGGGCCAGAAUCCAGACACUCAUUUGUUGUCUGCCUCCAUGUCGACCUUGAGUCCCUUGAAAUAAAAUGCUCCAACCCCCAGGUGCAACUUCUGUAUGAACUGGCUGAGAUCACAACUAAAGUUUGGAAUAAAAUUCAGAGGAAAGGAAUUCUCUAUCAAUCAUCUGUGUAUACCGAAACCAUGACAGGACCUCCUCCUCCUAGCUCUCCAGUUAAAAGCAGUGUUGGCACCGCUCCACCAGAUACCAGCACGUACAGCCCAUCAGCUGAUAUUGGGACCACUACAGAGGGUGAUUCUCUUCAGGGCGGUGAUGAUUCUCCAUUCUCAGACUCCAUUACACUGGAACAAACAACAAGUAAUAUCGGAGUCUCAAGUGGACGUGUCAGCCUAUGGAUGCAGUGGAUGUUGCCAAAAAUUACUAUAAAAUUGUUUGCUCCUGAUCCUAGAAAUAAUGGCACAGAAGUUUGUGUUGUAAGUGAAGUAGAAGAUCUCAGUGCCUCAGUGGAUAUGCAGGAUGUCUAUACCAAAAUCAAAUGUAAAAUAGAAAGCUUCAAUAUUGACCAUUACAGAAACAGGCCAGGGGGAGACUGGCAGUCAGGACAUUUUGAAGGAAUAUUCCUACAAUGCAAAGAAAAGCUUUUGACAACUGCAAAACUUUUAGAUGGCUCACACCAGCAACACGGAUUUCUUUCUCUCACUUACACCAAAGCUGUGACAAAAAAUGUCCGGCACAAACUGAUAUCGAGAAAUGAAAGAAGAACAUUCCAUAAACUAUCAGAAGGUCACACUGAUGGUUCUCCUCACUUCCUCCAUGAGAUACUUCUCUCUGCUCAGGCCUUUGAUGUGGUCCUCUGUUUUCCUUUGCUUAAUGCAAUUGCAAGCAUUUUUCAAGCCAGGUUGCCAAGGAGUCAAAAAGAGAAAAGAAAAUCACCAGGCCAGCCUAUGAGGACUCAUGCUCUAACUUCCCGCAACUUGCCUCUGAUUUACAUUAACACUGGUGUAAUAAGAGUCUUCUUUCCCAAAAAUGAGGAAGAUCGUCACACUGCUGAAGCUAAUCCAGCAAUUAAAGAAGACACUUUGGUUCUCAAGAUUGGAUCUGUGUCUAUGGCUCCUCAGGCUGACAACCCUCUUAGUAGAGCUGUACUCAGAAAAGACAUUUACCAGAAAGCACUGAAUCUAGGAAUACUGCGAGACCCUGGAUCAGAGGUUGAAGACAGACAGUACCAAAUAGAUCUUCAAUCUAUAAACAUUGGUACUGCUCAUUGGAAUCAGUUGAAACCAGAGAAGGAAAAUGGAAAAGGAGGGGUUUUGACAGAGAGUGAAAGAAAUUCUCAAAAUCCAGCACUUGAAUGGAACAUGGCCAGCAGCAUAAGGCGGCAUCAGGAAAGGAGAGCGAUUUUGACUCCAAUUCUAACAGAUUUUACAGUUCGAAUAACAGCAGCUCCUGCAAUUAUAUUUACAAAAAUUGAUGCUGCAGAGAAUUUACACCAGGAGGAAAUUUUGGUGUGUGGUCAUUCUUUGGAGGUAAAUGUAACAACAAACCUGGAUUUCUUCCUCAAUGUAGCUCAAGUACAACUUCUUCAGCAGCUGAUACAAGUCAAUAUGGUUGGACUGGAACCUUCCAGUAGUACCGCUGAGGUUUCCAAACAAGAGCAGAAAAAAAUGGAUGUGUCUGAUGGAGGAACAGUUGAGACUUUGUCCCGUUAUAGUGGGGCACAGGACAGUGGGAUUGGCAGUGACAGUGUUAAGAUUAGAAUCAUUCAGAUCGAGCAGCACAGCGGUACCAGCCAGCACCGCAUUGCCCGUCCUUCCCGCCAGUCUUCCAUCGUGAAGAACCUCAAUUUCAUUCCUUUUGACAUUUUUGUUACAGCAAGUCGAAUCUCCUUGAUGACUUACUCAUGCAUUGCCUUACCUAAAUCAAAAUCGGCACAAGAUCAGAAAGAUGGUGAGAAAAUAAGCAAAAGCUCCUUGAACCUUCCAGAAGUGGGCUCAAGUGGCAACCAUGAUGCCAAGAAGCACAGUCAGCCAUCCAUUUCUUCCAUCACAGCAGAUGAUCUUUUGAACAGUAAUGUUCCCCUGUCUACUGGGAGAAAGACAGGUCUUCUGUCACUGGAAAGUCUGCAUGCUUCUACAAGAUCAUCUGCUCGACAAGCCCUGGGUAUAACUAUUGUUCGGCAGCCUGGUCGGAGAGGAGCUGGGGACAUAGAGCUACAGCCAUUUCUCUACCUCGUCAUUUCACAGCCCUCUGUGCUACUGAGCUGCCACCACAGAAAGCAAAAGGUAGAAAUAUCAGUGUUCGAUGCUGGUCUUAAAGGAGUAGCCUCAGACUACAAGUCCACAGAUCCUGGGAAGACUCUACCAGAAGCUCUGGAUUAUUGCAAGAUCUGGUUGCAAACGGUAGCAGGAGAGGCAGAUGCUAAAAGUGGUAUUCCUCCACCUCUUAUCGCUGUGCAAAUUAAAGACUUCCUUAAUGGACCAGCUGACAUAAACGUGGACAUAUCAAAACCUUUGAAAGCAAAUCUCAGUUUUGCCAGACUUGAUCAAAUAAACCAGUUUUUGAAGAAAAUCAUAACCACAAAUGAUAAUGAACCCAGGAAGGAGGCCGACCCGUCAGCUGGCAUUAUUCCAGAUGAGAAUUCCACUUCAGUAACCAGAAUCCUCGGUACAAGGGAUAAGCUACCUGCAGCACACACCCACGCUGUGCAGAAGGCUUCAGUACAAGAAAAGUUAUGGCAAGCCCUUUCCAGCUUCCAGAAAAUUUCUAUUCACACUGUUCAAAUGGUUGUUUCGAUGGAAACCAUCCCACAUCCCUGCAAACCUUGUCUGUUACUCUCCGUAUCAAACCUCAGAGGGAGCCUGAAUAUUAAAAGUGGACAUAAAACUGCAGGAAUCCAUGGAUCAUCUUUCAUCCUUGACAUAAAAGAUUUCCUACUUAAAACAAGUCUCAAAGAAAGAGCCAGGUCUCUGGUGGGCCCUUUCUGCUGCUCAGUUAAUGUGGAAGCCAAGUGGUGUAAACACAGUGGUGAUCCUGGCCCGGAGCAGUCUAUUCCAAAAAUAUACAUCGAUCUGAGAGGAGGACUGCUGCAGGUUUUCUGGGGACAGGAGCAUUUGAACUGUUUAGUUCUUCUCCAGGAGCUUCUGUGGCUGUACCUCACUAAAAAGGGCAGUGUAGAAAAAUUGGUACCUAAACGUACACACACCACUUGUUUUUCUACAGAAAGGAAUCAGGCCUCAAAAACUGAGCAUAGCUCGGAUGAUCUGAGAACUGGCCUGUUCCAGUAUAUACAAGAUGCAGAAGCACAAAAACUGCCUGGUGCCUACGAAGUUGUGUUUUACAGUGAAACUGAAGAUAGUCCAGGGAUGAUGUUGUGGAGGUAUCCAGAACCCAGAGUGCUCACUCUUGUAAGAAUUAACCCUGUUCCUUUUAAUACCACUGAAGACCCAGAUAUUAGCACUGCUGACCUUGGAGAUGUGCUUCAGAUUCCUUGCAGCUUGGAGUAUUGGGAUGAGCUUCAGAAAUCAUUUGUUGCAUUCCGGGAAUUCAGUCUGUCAGAAAGCAAAGUCUGUGAACUACAGCUACCAAGUAUCAACCUUGUGAAUGAUCAGAAAGAGCUCAUAGCCUCCGACCUGUGGAGGAUUGUCCUGAAUAGCAGUCAGAAUGUGGCUGAUGACCAAAGCUCAGAAAGUGAAUCUGGCUCACAAAGUGCAUGUGAUCAGCUUGUGACUCCCACAGCAUUAGCAGCCUGUACCAGGGUUGACUCCUGUUUUACUCCUUGGUUUGUGCCAUCACUAAGUGUGUUGAUCCAAUUUACCUGCGUGGAAGUCCACCUCUGCCAUCAUCUUGAUCAGCUAGGCACAGCACCAACAAAGUUUCUUCAGCCAUUUUCAUCUGAUAAGAACAUGCCAUCUGAACUAGAAUACAUGAUAAUUUCCUUUGUUGAGCCUCACGUAUAUCUUCGUCAAUGGAGCGAUGAGUCAGUGUUCCAGGAGAUCCAGUUUUCAACUCAAGCCGACUGUAAACUUCUCGAGUGCCGAAACAUGACUAUGCAGAGUGUUGUGAAACCUUUCAAAAUCUGGGGGCAGAUUGCUAUUUCCAGCAGCACAAUAGGAAGGCUCUUGGACUGCACAAUAAUGGUGGACCCCAUUUUCAUCAACUUUGGCCAAUACGCACUUCAUUCUCUAAAUACAGCAAUUCAAGCUUGGCAUCAGAACCAAUGCCCUGAGGCAGAGGAGUUGGUCUUCAGCCAUUUUGUGAUCUGUAAUGACACACAAGAGACACUGCGGUUUGGCCAGGUGGAUACUGAUGAAAAUAUUUUGCUGGCUAGUCUCCACAGUCACCAGUACAGCUGGCGCUCUCACAAGUCCCCACAGCUGUUACACAUCUGUAUUGAAGGCUGGGGAAACUGGCGGUGGUCUGAACCAUUCAGUGUGGACAAUACAGGGACCUUUAUUCGUACCAUUCAGUACAAGGGCCGGACAGCAUCUCUUAUUAUCAAAGUUCAGCAGCUCAGUGGAGUGCAGAAGCAAAUCCUAAUCUGCGGAAGGCAGACUGUCUGUAGUUACCUUUCCGAAAGUAUUGAACUGAAAGUGGUUCAGCAUUACAUUAGCCAGGAUGGACAGGCCGUAGUAAAAGAACACAUCAACUGCCUCACAGCCAAGCAGAAGUUGCCUUCAUAUGUCCUAGAAAAUAAUGAGCUCACUGAGCUGAGUGUGAAAGCUACAGGGGAUGAAGACUGGUCCCGAGAUGUAUGUCUAAGUUCUAAACAAACAGAACACAGCACUGUCAUUCAGGUACCAUCUUCAAAGAGUUCAAUUACAUAUGUGUGGUGCACCAUUUUGACUUUAGAGCCCAACUCUAAUGUGCAGCAACGAUUAAUUGUUUUCAGCCCUCUCUUCAUUGUAAGGAGCCAUCUUCCAGACCCAAUUAUCAUACAUUUAGAGAAAAGAAGUCUGGGACUGAAUGAAACACAAGUGAUACCAGGGAAAGGGCAGGAGAAAGCACUGCAAAAUAUAGAACCUGAUCUUACACACCACCUGACAUUUCAAGCCAGGGAGGAAGAUGAUCCAUCGGAGUGUGCAGUCCCUAUUUCAACCACGCUAAUUAAACAGAUAGCGACUAAAUCCCAUCCAGGUGGCAAUGUCAACCAAAUACUGUCCGAGUUCUAUGGCACCACUAAUCCUCCCCAGCCUACAUGGCCGUAUAAUAGGAAGGAUUCAGAUGGCAGUGAGCAACUCUCCCAGUGGGAUAGCCCAAUGCGGGUAAAGUUGUCAGUGUGGAAACCGUGUGUUAAAACUCUGCUGAUUGAACUUCUGCCCUGGGCCUUGCUUAUCAAUCAGUCCAGGUGGGACCUGUGGCUGUUUGAAGGAGAGAAGAUUGUUCUUCAAGUACCUACUGGGAAAAUAAUUAUACCUCCCAACUUUGAGGAAGCUUUUCAGGUUGGAAUAUACUGGGCAAACACUAAUACUGUGCACAAAUCAGUGGCAAUUAAACUGGUUCAUAAUGUGACCUCCCCAAAAUGGAAGGAUGCCGAUAAUGGGGAAGUAGUAACAUUGGACGAAGAAGGUUUUGUUGAAGCUGAGAUAAAACUUGGUGCUUUUCCAGGUCAUCAAAAGUUGUGUCAGUUCUGCAUUUCUUCGAUGGUUCGACAAGGUAUACAAAUUCUACAAAUAGAAGAUAAGACAACAAUAAUCAAUAGUACACCAUAUCAAAUCUAUUAUAGGCCACAGCUUUCUAUUUCCAGAACCCACUCAGGAGAAGAGGACUUCCAUUCACCAGACAGUACGGUGUUCAGCAUCAGUCCAGCUGGGACACCACCCAGUGAGGUGCUGAGUGCUGUGCCCUGCUGGGACCUGAUGUCAGACACCACUCCCUUAACUUCAGGGGUGCCUCUUACUGAAAAACGCAUGCUGCUGAGUUUCAGUCCAGGUGGCUGUGAGCUGUGGAGUCUACCAGCUGUCAUUAAACAAGAGCUUGCUAGACAAAGCGUGGCGGUGCCCACAGGGGUCUUUAGUGAAAGUGGAUUUUGUACCAGAGCUAUAGCACUCACUUACCAAGAGCAUCUUGGUGUGACAUACCUAACACUUACAGAAGAUCCUAGUCCUCGUAUAAUUAUUCACAAUAGGUGCUCUGUUCCAUUGCUUGUAAAAGAGAACUUCAAAGAUACACCAAAGUUUGAAGUUUAUUGUAGAAGGAUUCCAGCUGAAUGUUCAGUUCAUCAUGAGCUUUACCAUCAAGUCUCCAGCUAUCCAGAUUGCAAAACAAGAGAUUUGUUGCCCAGCAUUCUUCUGAAAGUGGUGUCGUACAAUGAAUUAGUAAAUGAAUGGAGUGAUUUUGUGGACAUCAACAAUCAAGGAACACAGAUUGUGUUCUUAACUGGCUUUGGCUAUGUUUAUGUGGACAUUGCCCAUCAGUGUGGAACAAUAGUCAUAACCUUGGCCCCAGAAGGAAGAGCAGGACUUGUCAAAGUCAACCUCAACAGAAGUCAAGAGCAGACCCUAUCACUGAAAAUGUUCAUCAAUCAGUUAAGUCUUGCUGCAUUUGAUGAUAUUACAAACCACAAAGUGUCAUCUGAACUUCUGCGUCUCACAGCAGACCACAUUUUCCUCCACAUGGCUCCAGCCAUGAGCUACCUGAGACCCCUAUCGCAGGAGUUCCAGUGGGACACCAUGGAAGGUCUCCCACAGUUUCAUAGUCUCCAAGUGUAUUGUGAAGACUUGCAACUAGACAAUCAGUUGUACAACAAAUCCAAUUUCCAUUUUGCAGUCCUGCUGUGCCAAGGAGAGAAAAAUGAGAGUGUGCAGUGGUCCAAAGUGAGCAACCUCACUGUUUGUAACAAAGAUUUGGAAAGCUAUAAGGAAAACUGUUUUAUAAAACUCUGCAUUGCUUUUUCUGAGGAAGAGAAUUUCAUGUUUCACAUAAACGACCUCAGCUUUGAGCUCAAACCAGCUAGGCUGUAUGUGGAAGACACCUUUGUUUACUACAUUAAGACUUUGUUUGAUACAUAUCUUCCAGAGAACAAAACCGCUUUUCAAUCCAUGCAUACUUCAGAUACUACCCUGAUGCUGCCUGAACAAGUGAGAGAGCAUGCAAGAGCUUUGGUCAAGCCAGUGAAGCUAAGAAAAUUAACAAUACAACCUGUUAAUCUCCUUGUCAGUAUUCAUGCUUCACUGAAACUGUAUAUAGCCUCAGAUCACACCCCUCUCUCUUUCUCUGUGUUUGAGCGAGGACCCAUCUUCACCACUGCCCGGCAACUUGUCCAUGCCUUGGCCAUGCAUUAUGCUGCUGGAGCACUUUUCCGAGCAGGCUGGGUUGUCGGAUCAUUGGAAAUUCUUGGGAGCCCGGCUAGCCUGGUGAGAAGCAUAGGGAAUGGCAUAGCCGAUUUCUUCAGGCUCCCCUAUGAAGGGCUGACCAGAGGCCCGGGAGCAUUUGUCAGCGGAGUUUCCAGAGGAACGACAUCAUUUGUAAAACACAUUUCCAAAGGUACACUGACGUCAAUUACCAAUCUGGCAACAAGUCUUGCUCGGAAUAUGGAUAGGCUGUCACUGGAUGAGGAGCAUUACAACAGACAAGAAGAAUGGAGAAGGCAGCUUCCAGAGAGCCUGGGAGAAGGACUGAGACAGGGGCUCUCUCGUUUAGGCAUUAGCCUCCUAGGUGCAAUUGCUGGGAUUGUGCAUCAGCCGAUGCAGAAUUUUCAGCGAGUAUCUGAGGCCCAAGCUUCAGCUGGGCAUAAAGCCAGAGGGGUCAUCUCUGGUGUGGGGAAAGGAAUCAUGGGGGUCUUCACAAAGCCCAUCGGAGGAGCAGCUGAGCUUGUCUCCCAGACAGGUUACGGUAUUUUGCAUGGAGCUGGACUUUCUCAGCUUCCCAAGCAGCGCUCUCAUCCAGAUGAUCAACGUGUUGAGCAGGCUCCAAAUAGCCACGUCAAAUAUGUCUGGAAAAUGCUGCAAUCUCUGGGAAGGCCAGAGGUCCAUAUGGCCUUAGACGUCAUGAUUGUGAGUGGAUCAGGCCAGCAGCAUGAAGGCUGCUUGCUGCUCACCUCAGAGGUACUCUUUGUGGUCAGCAUCAGCGAAGACACACAGCAACAGGCAUUCCCUGUGACUGAAAUAGAUUGUCUGGAAGAUGAUCAGCAAAAAGACGUGCUGAAGGUGCAGCUGAAACAACAGCGAGUGCCUUCUGAGUUGGAGGCAGAUGGAGCUAGAGAGAGACUAUCAGAACAACAAUACAACCGCCUUGUGGAGUACAUCACAAAGACAUCACAUCACCUCACUCCCAGCACCUCAACAGUGCCAGCAUUGCAGACCGUGGCUACUGAACACCUUCCAACUACAAUGAAAACAUACCAAUAUGUAGUUGAUCCAAAUUUUGCCCAAGUAUUCAUUAGCAAAUUCACUAUGGUGAAAAAUAAAGCCUUGAGGAAAGGAUUUAAUUAAUAAUUUGUGGUGAGUAUAGUAAUGUCUUACUGUUUUGAAAAUAAUGCUUUCUCUGCAGUAACCUACAUCAAGUAGAGUUGCAUACAAUUUUUGAGGAGGUAGGAGAUGUGAUAACAAAGCCGAAUAGCUUUUUCUAAUCUUGACAACAUUCCUGCUCCUUAGCCAAAAUACGAGUGCUGGAAGGCAAGUGUUAUAGCAGAUGAUUAAAGGGAAAAAGAACAGCCUUGGACUGUAGCUCUAUCAAAAUCUUUUUUCCUUUCAAUAGCCAAAAAUCAGAGAACAAGGAAAAAUUGUGUGCAUACAGGCAGUUUUGCCACACACACACAAUGUGUAUCAGUACCCUUUAUAUCAUAUUUUAGGGUCUGCCAGUUUCUGUUAUAAACAAGGUUUAUAACUGGGCUGUAAAAACUUGCUCAAGGCCGAGCUUUUUUCUCCCACACACGCACCCCUACCAACAUGUAUGUCCUGAGGUGAAACAUUUUCCCCCACUAAAUCUGAAAACCCCAGUGUGGCUGGUUUAAGUAAGUUACUAGUAACAGCUGGGUUGUAGCACCACUCUAACCUUAAAAUGGCUUCCUUUAUUUGGCUGAAGUUUUGCAGGACAUUAGUCCUUAAUGUAAACUAGUGCCUUUGUGUGGUUUGGAGAGCAAAACAUGAACUACAACAUGAAUUUCUUUUUAAAACUCUCUGUAUACAGAAACUUUAUUUUAUCCACUGUCAAAUGUUCAGAAUGACUUUCAGUGUAUAUAUGACAUCGUGCAUUGUCUGGUCAUUAGCUCUAAGCCAGUAAGUAACAUGCAGUUCAAAAAUUUAAGAAACAGAGCUUACUCUCCUUAAAAAUCUACCAAAAAAAUACAAGUUCAAUGUAACAUAGAUGUGCAGGUGGUAAAUAUAGCCUUGCUGGGUCUUGCUUACUUCUGAUCAGCUACUAUUACACUUGAUCCCGGAUUCAUUUUAUCAUCUCUGAACAGAUAAAACCAGGGAUAUUUAGAAACAUGACCUUUCAAACGUGUGCUAAGGAAAGUGAGAUUUGUUUUUCAAGUUGGGUGAGUGAAAACUAUGGACCCAUAGGCACCACAUACAUUAACACUUCAUGAUGCCAUCACAAUAGACUUAUGAAUAUGUUAAACACAUCAAGAUGAAAGAGCUAAGUGUCUUAUUUUUCAGAUGUUUUACAGUUUGUGAGACAAGAAAUGACUCCUUCUGGGCACAGUUUGAUUACUUUAUAAACCAAAUAUGAUUAUGGCAGUUUUAAAACCCAAAAGCUUACUUGGUGUUCAACAAUGUGUCUUACUUUUCUCCUCUUUUCCAUGUACUUAUGGACAUGAAUUUUGUAUGGGGAUUCCUGAACAUGGCCAGAAUUGGAGACAAGAACUGGAAUAAAAUCUGAUCAUCAUCUGAAGCAGAUGCAUAUGCUUUAUAGCUAGUAACUUCUAUGCAUACUUGAUAUGACCAAAUGCACAGUGAAUAAGAAUGUAGUAAUGUUUUUCAAUGUUUUUCUCAUGAGUUCUGUUUUGUUAAAAGGUAUUUGUAAAAGCCAUGUCUCUUGUGUACUGAAAAUAUAGAAGCCUGGGAUCUGCAUUGCCCUUUUCUGACUGUGAAAUAAGCCCAUCCAUUAUCAACAUUUCAUACAGUGAUUUAAUAACUUAGUCAUUGUUGAAAUAACACUGUUUAAAAAAUGUACAUGUAUAUACGCACACGUGCUUAAUACCUGAAUAUUUUAUGGAAAUAGUUUAAUACUUCUAAUUUUGCAUAUUGGUGGACAAAUUGUAAUAUAAUGAGAUUGUUUAGAGAUAAUAAAGCUAUUCCUAUAAUA
Melopsittacus undulatus (budgerigar) is the source of this 14014-nucleotide messenger RNA. It is a transcript of the gene VPS13B, whose product is annotated as vacuolar protein sorting 13 homolog B. Lineage: Eukaryota; Metazoa; Chordata; Aves; Psittaciformes; Psittaculidae. The transcript is spliced from 62 exons. The record is from RefSeq and is a predicted model, not a curated record. Bases 187 to 12198 code for a protein of 4003 amino acids.